Messenger RNA from Xenopus laevis (African clawed frog), 1561 nucleotides. It is a transcript of the gene metap1d.L, whose product is annotated as methionyl aminopeptidase type 1D (mitochondrial) L homeolog. Gene Ontology annotation, molecular function: metal ion binding; metalloaminopeptidase activity; initiator methionyl aminopeptidase activity. Gene Ontology annotation, biological process: proteolysis. Bases 99 to 1136 code for a protein of 345 amino acids. NCBI's taxonomy places the organism in Eukaryota, Metazoa, Chordata, Amphibia, Anura, Pipidae. The record is from RefSeq and is a predicted model, not a curated record. The transcript has 10 exons.
CUCACGUAACCUAUUGUUUCCGCCAGUUGUGAUUAGCCAACCAAGGGCCUGCGAGUGUUGUCACGUGGCUGACUUUGACAGACUCACGCCUCGUCAUCAUGCAGGUUGCUGGAGUGAUAAGUUGUGCCCUUAGAAGAGGUUCUGUGACUGGCUGUCAAAGAGUUUUCCCUUUAGCAGUCAAUCAUAUCUACUUACACAGGCAGUUAAACAUUCAACAAAGAAGAUAUUUCUUUUUCCGGAAACAAAGAAGUGCUGCUUAUGAUAUAGUUUGGCCAGGUACAGUUUCCCCGGCUCACCCAGUUCCUGAGCACAUAAUGAAGCCAGACUAUGUGACGACAGGCAUUGUGCCUGACUGGGGAGACUACAUUGAAAUUAAGGACGAAGAUCAGAUUCAAGGGCUUCGUCAGGCUUGUCAACUAGCCCGUCAUAUUUUACUUAUGGCUGGAAAGAGUUUAAAGGUUGGCAUGACAACUGAAGAAAUAGAUGCACUUGUUCAUGAGAACAUCAUCAGUUGGAAUGCAUAUCCUUCUCCACUAGGUUAUGGAGGAUUCCCCAAAUCUGUGUGCACAUCGGUAAACAAUGUGGUGUGCCAUGGAAUCCCUGACAGUCGAGCACUUCAAGAUGGAGACAUUAUCAACAUUGACGUAACUGUGAGUCACCAUUGUCUGGUAUAUUUCGGAGGAUACCAUGGAGACACAUCUGAAACAUUUCUUGUGGGGAAUGUGGAUAAAUGUGGUCGAGGGUUAGUGAAAAUUGCAAGGAGAUGCAGAGAUGAAGCAAUAGCAGUUUGCAAGCCAGGGGCCCCCUUCUCUUCAAUUGGAAACACAAUCAGCCGCAUUGCAGGAGAAAAUGGCUUCCGAGUAUGUCCCAGCUUUGUUGGCCAUGGAAUAGGAUCCUUUUUCCAUGGACAUCCAGAAAUAUGGCAUCAUGCUAAUAACAACGACAUGCCUAUGGAAGAAGGAAUGGCUUUCACCAUAGAACCAAUUAUUAUGGAAGGAUCCCCUGAUUUUAAAAUCCUCAAGGACAAAUGGACAGCAGUGUCAGUAGACAAUAAAAGGUCGGCCCAGUGUGAGCAUACCAUUGUAAUUACAUCAGGGGGAGCGGAAAUCCUCACUAAACUGCCACAAGAGGAAUAGACCGACCGAGCAGAGCAAGAGAGGCUGAAACCUCCCUCUGAAAUGCCCGAAAACACUGGCGCAAACACUGGCUGUUUGGUGAUAACAGGGCACCCACAGCUGGGCACUCACUGAUUCCUACAAGCCUCGCCCAAUCGGAUAAAUUGAUAUAUAUAAAUAUAUUUAUUUGCUGGGAUAAAAUAAAACAGCCUUCCAGUUCAAUGAAUACACCAACCAUCCAGUCGGAGUAGAGGCAGGUGGCACUUCCCUGGGCAUUUGAGGGAAAAGAUUAUUGGUGGCGCACACUCCAACCCCAGCAUUAAUAUAUGUGACACUGGGAAGCGCAAGGCUGCACCUCUAAGUGCCUCUGGGAAAUAUAAUUAAACCAAACAUUUCUACUCCCAGAAAGAUGACUUUUAUAUAUAUAUAUAUAUAUAUAUAUAUAU